UGAAAAUAGGGGAAGUGCCAAGCAGAAUCGAGUUUCAGAAAUAAACAGCUGAAUUUCGUUGUUGUUUCUUUUUCAAAAAAACUCAGGGCUGUCUCAGUUGAGGAUACAGCUAGUAUAUAACCUUUCCCAAGGAACUCCCAAUUCGCCCACACACAAGUUACUCGGGAUGUUGUUGACUCUUGCCGUCUUCCUGAUCUCUCUAAGAGGUGUCGCAGCCGUUGCCCACGAGCGAACAUACUUUUAUGUCGGCGGAAGCUAUGAGCUUAACAGCAGUGGAGCCCACGUCGUCACGAAUCAGACAUAUGUCGAAAAGCUCACACCGGCUGGGGGCGCGUCGAAGGAGUAUCCAAUUGUCUUUGUCCAUGGGGACGGGCAGACAGGGACGAACUGGUUGAACAAGCCCGACGGCGGCGACGGAUGGGCCUCGUAUUUCUUAUCCCAAGGCUACGAGUGCUAUAUCCUCGACCAGACCUUCCGCGGAAGAAGUCCCUGGACCCUGCCAAAUAACAACACGAAAAUCUUCACGGCCGAAGAUAUUCAAGAGCGCUUCACAGCGCCACAAAAGUACCGUCUCUGGCCUCAGGCACAUUUGCACACUCAAUGGAAUGGCUCAGGCCUGAUGGGUGACUCCGUCUUCGACACAUAUUAUUCCUCUGUCGUGCCCUCUCUGGCAGACGAAGUGUCCCAGGAAUUUGCUCACCAGGAGACAUCUGCGAAGCUUCUAGAUCGCAUUGGGAAGCCCGUUAUUCUGGUUGGUCACUCCCAGGGUGGGUUGUUGGUCUGGCUUACUGCAGAUGCGCGCCCGCAUCUCAUUCACUCUGUCGUAGCUAUUGAGCCUACAGGCCCACCGUUCCAUGAUGCGGUGUUCGAUAACUUAACUGGUAGAGCAUAUGGCCUGGCGAAUAUUCCUAUUACAUACUCGCCGCCUCUGACAGACCCAGCCGACUUCUCGAUCCAGACCAUCAAAUCAAACUCGACUGACCAUGCGAACUGUUCUAUCCAGGCUGGCAGUCCGGCUCCGCGACAGCUGGCUCAUUUGAGUCAAUUCCCGGUAUUGGUAGUGACAACAGAAUCGUCGUUCCAUGCGCCGUAUGACUGGUGUACUGUUCGCUUCCUGCAACAGGCCGGUGUCAACGCGGAACAUUUGGAGUUAGCCAAGGUCGGGAUACAUGGGAAUGGCCAUAUGGUGUUUAUGGAGAAGAACAGUGACAAUGUGGCAGGCGUUAUUGAAGAGUGGAUGAGCAAGAAUUGAUGGGAUUUUCAUUGUACAUAUAAAGGAGCGAAAGGAGUUAAAAAGGGCUUGAAAAGAGAAGAGAAGCGGCUGCGACGGGAAGUGCCCCGUACAUAUUUUCGGCCUGUUCGUAGUGGUAAUUUCUAGAUUAAAUUGGC
Molecule: messenger RNA, 1389 nt
Organism: Aspergillus wentii DTO 134E9
Lineage: Eukaryota; Fungi; Ascomycota; Eurotiomycetes; Eurotiales; Aspergillaceae
Product: alpha/beta hydrolase
Exons: 2
Coding region: 167-1252 (361 amino acids)
Source: RefSeq, a predicted model, not a curated record